AUGGGGGACGUUCUGGAGGAAACCCACUCAAGCCAGGAUGACUCCCAACCGCUUCAUCCAACCCCAGAACACCGGGAGGUCACGAACCAGGCGAGAAUAGCAAGUACUGUCCGCCACGCGAACGAUCACGUCAUCGCAGACCAACGACAUCCUGAGAAAGCCAGGGACAAAGCGGCACAGAUCAUCCAGGACCUCUGCCUCCGGGUCCAGGAGCUCGAAGGCAAACUGACUAAUAGAGAAAAACACAACAACGAACGUGGAAGCCAGGCAACUUCCAGAUCAAGAUCUCACCGCGGCAGGUCACCAACCCGACGACACGAUAGGAGAGACGGUCGCAGUGCCUCACGCGACCACGGUCACGAGAAAUCUCCGGAACGGCGAUACAACAAGAAACACAACCGCAGCGCUUCCCGAGAUCUAAGUCGUCAACACGACUCAGACGAAGAUCGGAGGUACCGAAAUACCAAGCGCACAAGAAACGACCACACAAUAAUGGGAGCUACACCCUUCACAGAAAGAAUCUUAAGAGCAAAACUCCCCAAAGGUUUCGACAAACCUACCGACAUGAAAGAACCAAGACGUGCGGAAAGAGACAGGUCGCCGGAAAAAGACGGGCGUAACCCGAGAACCCAAAAGCAACCCCCCAGGGAAAGCCCAGAAGACGACCCGACCAUCAUCGUAAACAUCAUCACGGGCAAGGACAUAUCGAGCAAGUCGAAACUAACGAUGAAAAAAGAUCUCAAAGUAAUGGCGGUCAGAAACCAGACUCCAACCAUCGCGGCCGACAACACGAUAACCUUCUUACCAGAGGAUUGCCAGCACGGCACCUCGGCCGAAGAUUCCCCCUUCGUCAUCUCGACUAGAAUCGGAACAGGACUAGUACGAAGGAUACUGGUGGACACCGGGGCAGACUCGAACAUCCUCUUCCGAGGAGCCUUCGAUAAGCUCGGGCUCCACAACGACAACCUCCAAACACACCGCAACGGUGUCACGAGACUCGGAGACAACUUUCUCAAACCAGAUGGCUCAAUGACCCUUCCCAUCACCAUAGGAACAAGCAACCAAAAGAAGACAAUCUUAUCUGAAUUCUUUAGAUCCGACGACGGCUCCGUCGGUACCAUCCACGGGGACCGAGAAGUCGCAGCCGAAUGCGAGAACACCAGCCUAGCCCUAAGGAAGAAAUCCCGAGAUGCGGCCGGGGUAUUCCUAGCCGAUCUGGAUGCUCGGCAAGACGACCAACCCAGGCUAAAGCCAGAAGGAGACAUGGAAAAGCUACAAAUAGGGCCAAGCAAAGAGGAAUACACCUUCAUUAAUAGGAACCUCCCAUAUGAUCUCAAAGAAGAACUCUCCCAACUCUUGAAGCAAAAUAGAGACUUGUUCACAUUUACACCAGCCGACAUGCCGGGAAUAAACCCCGACCUAAUGUCCCACCGGCUAGCCGUGGACCCCAAAGCUAAACCCAUAGCACAAAGGAGGCAAAAAAUGUCACCAGACCGAGCCGCCGAGGUCAAGAAGCAAGUCAAAGCCCUACUCGAAGCCAACUUCAUCAGGGAACUCCCUUACACGACCUGGUUAGCAAACGUCGUGCUAGUGAAAAAAUCUAACGGGAAAUGGCGAAUCUUCAUGGACGCAUAUUUCGGCUACAACCAGAUUCUGAUGCACCGACCAGACGAAGAAAAAACAGUGUUCAUCACCCCAGACGGGACAUACUGCUACACAGUAAUGCCCUUCGGCCUGAAAAACACUGGAGCCACCUAUCAAAGACUCGUCAACAAAAUAUUCCAAAACCUGUCCGGAAGCAAACUAGAAGUCUACAUAGACGACAUGCUCGCUAAGACUGAAUCCGACGAACAACUCACCGACGACCUCAAGGUCAUAAUGAACACCCUACGAAAGCACCAAAUGCGACUCAACCCGGCAAAAUGUGCCUUCGGGAUGGAGGCAGGGAAGUUCCUCAGCUUUAUGAUCACGCAACGCGGAGUUGAAGCAAACCCGGAGAAAUGUCGCGCCGUCCUCGAAAUGACGAGCCUAAAAAACCUCAAAGAAAUCCAAAAGCUCACCGGCCGAUUGACGGCGUUAUCACGCUUUCUCGGGGCAUCGGCUCAAAAAGCGAUCCCUUUCUUCAAACUAAUGAAAAAAGGAUCCCCUUUUAAAUGGGAGACGGAGUGUGAAGAAGCAUUCCAGCAUUUCAAGAAAGUCCUAGCGGAACCACCAAUCCUCGCCAAACCCCAAACAGGGGAAACACUCUACCUGUACCUCUCCAUUACGGAAGAGGCACUCGCAGCAGCACUCAUCCGUGAAAACAUGAGAAAGGAACAAGAACCUAUCUACUUCAUAAGCAAAGUCCUGCAAGAAGCGGAAACUCGCUACUCAGGCCUAGAAAAAUUAGCUUUUACACUCCUCACGGCUUCCCGGCGCCUGCGACAAUACUUCCAGGCCCACCCCUUGACAGUCCGAACCGACCAGGCGGUCAAACAAGUACUACAAAAACCCGACCUUGCGGGAAGAAUGUUAGCAUGGUCCAUCGAACUAUCUCAAUUCCAAAUCAAGUUCGAACCCCGGUACGCGAUCAAAGCACAGGCCAUGGCCGACUUUAUCGCCGAGAUGACCCCAGGAAACUCCACCCCCGAAUCGUGGAAACUACAUGUUGACGGCUCAUCGAACGUCACCUCUGGAGGUGCCGGAGUCAUUCUCGAAAGUCAGAACGGAGUCAUAAUCGAAAAAUUAGUACGAUACGAAUUCCCAGUCUCAAACAACCAGGCAGAAUACGAGGCCCUCCUGGCAGGCCUAGCCCUAGCUUGGGAAGUCGGAGCAAAGGUCCUAGAGGUAAACACCGACUCACAGGAAGUCAUCAAGUCACCCUCCGUGUCAACGACAACCAACACUCAUCUGACACUCUCGAACCAAGGAUCUUGGACCUACCCUAUCCUACAGUACCUCUUUGACGGAACACUGCCGCCGGAUCCCAAAGAGGGAAAACGAAUAAAACGGGAAGCCGCCAACUAUACCGUUGUCGCAGGACAGCUAUACAAACGCGGAUUCUCGCAACCCCUGCUCAAAUGCGUCGAACCCGAGAACACGGGGUACAUACUCCACGAAAUCCACGAAGGUUGCUGCGGCCACCACAUCGGAGGCAAAACAUUAGCCCAAAAAGUCAUCAAGGCAGGCUACUUCUGGCCCACAGUUAUCCGAGAUUCCAUACAAAUAGUUAAAAGCUGCGACAAAUGCCAAAGGCACGCAAAUAUCCACCAAGCCGCCCCACACCAGCUCAGCAUCAUAUCGGCAGAACGGCCAUUCGGCACCUGGGGGAUCGACCUCGUCGGACCCUUCCCUACGGCACCCGGUCAACUCUGGUAUCUCAUCGUCGCCAUAGACUACUACACCAAGUGGAUCGAAGCCGAACCCCUAGCCUCCAUAACGGCAGCCCAAUGCCGACUACGCGUAUCUCACCGUUUCAGCUCGGUAGAACACCCCCAAACAAACGGACAGGUGGAAUCCGCAAACAAAAUAAUCGUCAAGGGACUCAAGAAGUGGCUCGACGAAGCCAAAGGACUAUGGGCCGACGAGCUCGGAUCGGUCCUAUGGUCAUACCGAACCACACCGCAAACGACCACAGGAGAAACCCCCUUCCGAUUAACAUACGGCGUGGAGGCAGUCAUCCCGGUAGAAAUCGGAGACCCAAGCCCCAGAAAAACGGUCGGCGGUAACGACGAGGAAGCAGAACGAUACCUCAUUGACGAGGAAAGAAGCAUAGCUCACAUCAAAGAGCUAGCCCUAAAACAGAGAAUCAGCUUAAGAUACAACCAUGGCGUCGUCCAACAAGAAUUCGCGACCGACGACCUCGUCCUACGACGAAACGACAUCGGUCCCCCGAUCCCAGGAGAAAGAAAACUCACCCCCAACUGGGAAGGACCAUACAGAAUCAAGGCGGUAAUCGGAAAGGGAGCAUAUAAACUCGAACGACUUAACGGCGACGAAGUCCCAAGGACCUGGAAUGCCGCCAAUUUACGGCGAUACUACACUUAG
This is a messenger RNA of Arachis ipaensis, 4026 nucleotides long. Lineage: Eukaryota; Viridiplantae; Streptophyta; Magnoliopsida; Fabales; Fabaceae. The record is from RefSeq and is a predicted model, not a curated record.